AUGGCUCGUCUUGAUUCGGAAGCACCGGCGGCGUCCAUUGUCGCCGCGGGGCUGGGCUUCCACGACAACGGGAGCGACCAAGGCGGAGGUGCGGCGGCGGCGCCCGCGGGGGACGACUCGGCGUUCGACACAAACGUGGUGAUCAUCCUGGCCGCGCUCUUCUUCGCGGUGGUCUUCGCCAUCGGGCUCAACUCGCUGGCGCGGUGCGUGCUCCGGUACAGGGGCCGCGGGGCCGCCGUGGCCGCUGAUGUCGAGGCCGGUGCGACGGCGCGUGCGGCAAGCCGCAGCGGUCGCGGCAUUAAGAGGUGCGCGCUGAGGAGCCUGCCCGUGGAGGUGUACGGCUGCGGGGAAGUAAUCGACGACGUCUGCGCCAUCUGCCUCGGCGAGUUCGUCGACGGCGAGAAGGUGCGCGUGCUGCCGCGGUGCGGCCACGGGUUCCACGUCCGGUGUGUCGACGCCUGGCUCGUGUUCCACGGCUCCUGCCCGACGUGCCGGCAGCCCGUGAUCGAGGUGGCGCCCGCGAAGGGCGGUGGCCGGAGCCAACUUCCCGCGGAGACCGACAUGAUCGCCGUGGUCAUCGUGUGA
This is a messenger RNA of Lolium rigidum, 585 nucleotides long. RefSeq names its product RING-H2 finger protein ATL74-like. The transcript has a single exon. Bases 1 to 585 code for a protein of 194 amino acids. The record is from RefSeq and is a predicted model, not a curated record. Lineage: Eukaryota; Viridiplantae; Streptophyta; Magnoliopsida; Poales; Poaceae.